Nerophis lumbriciformis (worm pipefish) is the source of this 2308-nucleotide messenger RNA. RefSeq names its product VPS52 subunit of GARP complex (gene vps52). Gene Ontology annotation, molecular function: syntaxin binding. Gene Ontology annotation, biological process: retrograde transport, endosome to Golgi; lysosomal transport; Golgi to vacuole transport. Gene Ontology annotation, cellular component: GARP complex. Lineage: Eukaryota; Metazoa; Chordata; Actinopteri; Syngnathiformes; Syngnathidae. The record is from RefSeq and is a predicted model, not a curated record.
CUGCGCUUUUCGAACGUCGUUUUUUUUUUUUUCAACGACGCUGACGUCACCGCAGCAAUGGCGGAGGCGGCCGCUGUCGUUGCUGGUGCGGAUGUCAACAUGGCGGAGAAUCCCACACAAGUCGCCAUGGCGUUCUUUCAAGACGAGACGCAUGAAGGAGAAAGUGCCCAGCUCAACCUGGGAGAACUGGACCUGACCACAGAUGAGUUCAUCUUGGAUGAAGUGGACCUGCACAUCCAGGCCAACCUGGAGGACGAGCUCGUCAAGGAGGCGCUUAAAACGGGUGUGGACUUGCGCCAGUACUCCAAACAAGUGGAGGCGGAGCUUCAGAAGAUUGAACAGGCCUCCAUCAAAGACUACAUCAAGGAGAGUCAGAACAUCGCUCUGCUGCACCAGCAGAUCAGCGCUUGUGACGCCAUCUUGGAGAGGAUGGAGGAGAUGCUAAGCGGCUUCCAGAGCGACCUGUCGUCCAUCAGCAGUGAGAUCCACACGCUGCAGCAGCAGUCCCUCAGCAUGAACGUCCGCCUGAAGAACCGCCAGGCGGUCCGCAGCAACCUCAGCCAGCUGGUGGACGAGCUGCUGGUGCCCGGCAACAUGAUCUCGACCAUCCUGGACUGUCCGGUGACGGAGCAGGACUUCCUGGAGCAGCUCCACGAACUCAACAACAAGAUCAACCUGGCCAAAGAGCUGAGCUUCCGAGAGACGCUGGCUUGCUCCGACAUCCAGGACAUCGUGGACCGUCUCAAGGUCAAGGCGGUGUGUAAGAUCCGAGAGUUCAUCCUUCAGAAGAUCUACUCCUUCCGGAAGCCUAUGACCAACUACCAGAUCCCACAGAACACUCUGCUGAAGUACAGGUUCUUCUACCAGUUCCUGCUGGCCAACGAGAGGACGGCAGCCAAAGAGGUGCGGGACGAGUACGUGGACACCAUGAGUAAGAUCUACUGCAGUUACUUCAAGUCGUACAGCGGCCGGCUGCUCAAAGUGCAGUACGAAGAAGUCGCCGAUAAGGACGACCUGAUGGGAGUGGAGGACACGGCCAAGAAAGGUUUCUUCUCCAAGCCGUCUCUGAAGAGCAGGAACACCAUCUUCACUCUCGGCCAGAGGGGGGCGAUACUGAGUCCCCCAGAACUCGAGGGCCCCAUUCUGGUCCCUCACACGGCGCAGAGGGGAGACAGCAGGUACCCGUACGAGACCUUGUUCCGCAGCCAGCACUACGCCCUUCUGGACAACGGCUGCAGGGAACACCUCUUCCUGUUGGACUUCUUCAUGGUGGCCGGGAACUCCGCCCUGGAUCUGUUCAACAGCAUCAUGGGGAAGACGCUCAGCAUGUUCCUGAAGAGCAUGUCCACGUACGUGUCUGACUGCUACGACAGCAUCGCCGUCUUCCUGUGCAUACACGUCAUCCUCAGGUUCCGCGCCAUCACCACCAAGAGGAACAUUCCCGCUCUCGACAAGUAUUGGGAGGCUGUGCUGGAGCUGCUGUGGCCUCGCUUUGAGCUCAUCCUGGAAAUGAACAUCCAUAGCAUCAGAAACACAGACCCUCAGAAACUGGGCGUGCUGGACACCAGGCCACACUAUAUCACGCGUCGCUAUGCCGAGUUCUCGUCGGCCAUCGUCAGCAUCAACCAGACCUUCCCCAAUGAGAGGACCCACGCUCUGCUGGCUCAGCUGCAGGUGGAGGUGGAGAACUUUGUGCUGAAGAUGGCCGCAGAGUUCCCCUCCAGGAGAGACCAGCUCAUCUUCCUCAUCAACAACUACGACAUGAUGCUCAGCGUCCUCAUGGAGAGGGCAGCAGACGACAGCAAGGAGGUGGAAGGUUUCCAGCAGCUGCUGCUGGCCAGGACGCAGGAGUUUAUUGAAGAGAUUCUGUCAGCGCCCUUUGGAGGGAUGAUCUCCUUUGUGAAGGAGGCCGAGGCGCUCAUAGAGAACGGGCAUCUGGAGCGACUGAAGAACGAGGAAGCUCGGAUCUGCCAGCUGGUGCGAGGCUUCUCCAGCUCCUGGAAGCAGUCUGUGGAGGCCAUGAGUCAGGACGUCAUGCGCUCCUUCACCAACUUCAAGAACGGAACCAGCAUCAUCCAGGGCGCCCUCACCCAGCUCAUCCAGUACUACCACGGCUUCCACAAGGUCCUCAACCAGCCCACCUUCCGCGGCCUGCCGGUCCGCUCGGAGCUCAUCAACCUGCACCACCUGAUGGUGGAGGUCAAGAAGCACAAGCCCAACUUCUGAUCCUGAACAACAACAACCAAGUGUGCUGUCCUUUUCAUGUGCCUGCUGGUUCUUUCAAAGUAAAAGCUGUGUUUGAGUCCGA